AUGGAGUUCCUGCAGAACCUUCCGAAGCCGACCGUUGAUCGGCCCUUUGGCAUUGAGCUAUGGCCGAUCUUCGACAAGGCCUUUGAGGUUGUGAUGGGCUACCCUGCCAAUGACUUUCGCUUCGCCGAGGGCAAGACGCCCAUGUCUACUCUUCCCGAGACGGCUGCUAUGCUCAUCGUCUACUACAUAACCAUCUUCGGUGGGCGCGAGCUCAUGAAGAACCGCCCAGCCUUCAAGCUCAACACUUUGUUUAUGAUCCACAACUUCGUCUUGACUGCGGCCAGCGCUAUUCUGUUGGCACUCUUUGUUGAACAACUUGUGCCUACCAUCUGGCACCAUGGAAUUUUCUACUCCAUUUGCGACCACAGCGGUGGGUGGACGCAGCCCCUGAUUGUCCUGUACUAUCUUAACUACUUGAACAAGUACCUCGAAUUCCUCGACACCGUCUUCCUGUUCCUCAAGAAGAAGCCUUUGACCUUUCUCCACACCUACCACCACGGUGCCACCGCUCUCCUGUGCUACACUCAGUUAAUUGGUCUGACGGCUGUGCAAUGGGUGCCAAUCACCAUCAACCUCCUGGUGCACGUUGUUAUGUACUGGUACUACUUCCAGAGCGCCCGUGGAAUUCGCAUCUGGUGGAAGAAGUACAUCACCGUUCUCCAGAUCAUCCAAUUCGUUAUUGACCUUGUGUUCGUCUACUUCGCUUCCUACACCUACUUCACCUCGACCUACUUCCCUUGGGUUCCCAACAUGGGCCACUGUGCCGGUGAGGAAUUCGCCGCUUUCGCUGGAAUGGGCAUCCUCACAUCCUACCUCGUUCUGUUCAUUUCCUUCUACAUUGUCACCUACAACAAGGCCGCCAAGACUGGCCGUCCGCGCCGCAACACUGGCAAGCAGGCCGUUAUUGACAUGGCGAGAUACGAGGUGGCCCCUGCCCCUGGUGCCGAGGCCAACGGCAAGGCCAAGUCGAACGGAUCCGCUGCUGCUUCGACUGGACGCUCCAACGGCCCCGUCACCCGCUCUCGCAAGGCGUAG
Aspergillus puulaauensis is the source of this 1035-nucleotide messenger RNA. Its product is annotated as elongation of very long chain fatty acids protein. Gene Ontology annotation, molecular function: fatty acid elongase activity. NCBI's taxonomy places the organism in Eukaryota, Fungi, Ascomycota, Eurotiomycetes, Eurotiales, Aspergillaceae. The record is from RefSeq and is a predicted model, not a curated record. The transcript has 3 exons. Gene Ontology annotation, biological process: sphingolipid biosynthetic process; fatty acid elongation, saturated fatty acid; very long-chain fatty acid biosynthetic process. Gene Ontology annotation, cellular component: endoplasmic reticulum membrane. The coding region runs from base 1 to 1035 and encodes 344 amino acids.